This is a messenger RNA of Sphenostylis stenocarpa, 846 nucleotides long. Lineage: Eukaryota; Viridiplantae; Streptophyta; Magnoliopsida; Fabales; Fabaceae. The record is from the annotation of a GenBank genome assembly.
AUGACCCCAUAUCUUCGCUUCCUAUCUCAUAAACCAUUCUAUCCUCAAUACUCUUUCCUGUUUCAUAUACUUCACUGCAUUCAUCAUUUAGAUAUGGAACUUAGCCUUAAGCACCAACUUGGCCUUGCUUGUGUCACACUACUUUUACCUGCACUCUGUAUAUCACAGGACACUUUUACGUGCUCCAGAGCAACAUAUUAUGGUAGCCCUGAUUGCUAUGGGAAUCCAAAGGGAGCUUGUGGCUUUGGCGAAUAUGGAAGAACGGUGAAUGAUGGAAGUGUGGCAGGGUCAAGGCUAUGGAGGAAUGGAAGCGGCUGUGGUGCAUGCUAUCAGGCUAGGUGCAAGAUACCGCAAUAUUGCGAUGAAAAUGGAGCAUUCGUGGUGGUGACAGACUAUGGUGAGGGAGACAGAACAGACUUCAUCAUGAGCCCGCGCGCUUACUCGAGAUUGGGACGCAACGCAGAUGCAUCUGCAGAGUUGUUCAAAUAUGGUGUAGUGGAUAUUGAAUACAGAAGAGUCCCAUGUAGUUACACUGGCUACAAUGUCGUGUUUAAGGUACAUGAACACAGCAGAAACCCUGACUACUUUGCUGUCGUGGUUCUCUAUGUAGAUGGAACUUACGAUGUCACUGCUGUUGAGUUGUUUCAGCAAGACUGCCAAGAAUGGAAGCCAUUGCGCAGGGCCUUUGGGGCAAUGUUUGACUAUAGCAACCCACCAAGUGGUGAAAUGUACCUGAGGUUCCAAGUUAGUGGCAGUGCAGGGAUUUAUUGGGUUCAGUCAAGGAAUGCUAUCUCUAGUGAUUGGAGGGCCGGAGCAACAUAUGACACCAUGGUGCAGCUUAAUUAG